AUGGCUAUUUCUACAUUAGAACAUUAUCUUUCAUAUCAUAUUAGAUUACUGACUCCUCAUAUACUUUCUACGAGAGUUUCUGUUAAAUUAGCAUAUAUUUUUGCAUUGAUUUCAGCUGUAACAGCAGGAUUUGUAUCAUUAAUAUCAUUAUAUACUCAACCAUGGCAAGAAAGAUUGCAUUAUACGUCAUUACAAAUAAAUACUAUCGCUAGUAUGACAACUUUAGGGAUGUAUCUAACGCCGCCAGUAUUGGGAUUUGUAGCAGAUUUACAUGGUCCAAUUACUCUAAAUUUUUUUGCAAUUCUAGGUUUCAUACCUUGUUAUUCUUAUUUAUCAUAUAACUUUAAUUCUGCAAACUCUUCAGAUAGUUUCCAUAAGACUUUGGUUUGUUUUGUAUUGAUUGGAGUCGCAACAAGUGCAUCAUAUUUUAGUGCUUUAUUGACAUGCGCAAAAUUAUAUCCAAAGAAGAAAUUAUUAUCAAUUAGUUUGCCUACUACAUGCUGUGGGUUAUCUUCGCUAUUGGGUUCGCAAUUACUGUCGAUAAAGUGGUUUUGGUACAAAAACCAUGAAUAUCUAGACUUAUCAAAAGUUUUCAAAUUUUUCAGCAUUAUUUAUUUUAUAGUAGGCAUUUUAGCAUGGUUUGCAACAGGCAUAAUUACAAUACUACAUCAUCAUGUAGAGCAUGAAGAAGAAGAGGCACAACCACUUCUAUCUGCGGUUACCUCGAAUCAAUCGCAAGAGAUAACAAAGAUGAGCCAAAAGCAAUUUUUUAAAGAUCCAGUAACUUAUAUUUUAGGGAUAUCAAUGUUAUUAUCAUUGGGCCCAUCGGAAAUGUUUGUAGCCAACAUGUCAUCAUUAUCGAAUCUAUUGACUAAAAAUGUGAAUACCAAAAUGUUAUCUAGUCAAUUACUAUCAGUAUAUUCUGCAUUUUCUACAUUUACAAGAUUAGGAACAGGUAUUUUGACAGAUUAUUUUGUGGAAAGAAAAAUAUCACCAAAAUGGAUUCUUUUGUCAAUGUUACUCGCCAGUAUUUGUUCUCAGUUAUUUAUCAAAGUGCUAACGCUACAAUCUAACUCUACAGCAACUCCCAACCUUAUUCUUCUAAUGGGAUCAUUGUCAGGUUUCGCCUACGGUGGUUUGUUCACUAUAUACCCAACGAUCAUAUUAAUUGUGUAUGGAGAAGAACUAUUCGGAACAGCAUAUGGAACAAUGUUAGUGGCGCCAGCAUUAGGUUCCACGAUGGCGUGUUUGCUAUAUGCUAGCACAUAUGAUACGCAUUGCAAUAACAAUUCAUCUACAUCGUCAUGCAUUACGCCAGUAUAUCAAUCUACUACAAUUUCAUUGGCACUUUCAUUAAUAGUGACACUUAUCCUUCUUCGAGCUUGGAAAAGACGUAAAGUGCAACUGUGA
Messenger RNA from Vanderwaltozyma polyspora DSM 70294, 1410 nucleotides. It is a transcript of the gene MCH1, whose product is annotated as Mch1p. Gene Ontology annotation, biological process: transmembrane transport. The coding region runs from base 1 to 1410 and encodes 469 amino acids. Gene Ontology annotation, cellular component: membrane. Gene Ontology annotation, molecular function: transmembrane transporter activity. NCBI's taxonomy places the organism in Eukaryota, Fungi, Ascomycota, Saccharomycetes, Saccharomycetales, Saccharomycetaceae. The record is from RefSeq and is a predicted model, not a curated record. The transcript has a single exon.